Messenger RNA from Argiope bruennichi, 1103 nucleotides. RefSeq names its product golgin subfamily A member 6-like protein 22. Gene Ontology annotation, cellular component: ciliary basal body; axoneme. The record is from RefSeq and is a predicted model, not a curated record. Bases 36 to 1103 code for a protein of 355 amino acids. The transcript is spliced from 9 exons. NCBI's taxonomy places the organism in Eukaryota, Metazoa, Arthropoda, Arachnida, Araneae, Araneidae. Gene Ontology annotation, biological process: cilium assembly.
AGCAGCCUAUAUCCAUGUUUUGAUUCUUUGUAACAAUGGACGAAAAAGAGAAAGCUUCUGAUUUUGAAGAAGAAAAAAGUGAAAAUAUUUUGAUUUCAGAAAAAGAUCAGAGUCAAACUGAAGAGAAAAUACCACAAGAAGUUAAUUCGAAUAAGGAAAAAUUGAUUGCCGAUGUUAUGAAAUCAAGCAAAGAAAGAGAAAACCUUUUGAGGAAGAACGAAGUACUUCAGCGUAAAUUAUUUAUGUUUAUAAAAGCAUCUGCAGAUAAAGAAUAUUUCCAAUCUUUGGAGCUGCCUCAAAAUGCUAAUGCUGACACAUAUCAAAAGAUCAUGCGGCAACUGGAUGACAAAUUGGAUCAGAUUGAAAAAGAUAAAGAGGAAAUUAUUGCAAAGCAAGAAUCUUUGAAGCAGAAAAUAAGCGAGAAAGAAGACGAGUGGAAAGAAUUAAAUAAAUCGUUUGUCGAAUUGAAGACAAGAAUUGCUCAACAAUCUGUAAAUACUGAUACAGGUGAAAGAUAUACUAAAGAGGAAGUGGACGAGCUUUUAAGAAGAGAAGAAGAUGCGAGGAAGAAUUUAGAAGACUCCCAAUUGCAGUCCAUUAGGAAGAAGCGCUUAUUAGAAGAAUUAUUGGAGGAGAAGAAAAAUUUAGUUGAAGGGCCCUUAGAUUUUGGAGAAUUCGAAAUAAUGUGCACAGGAACAGAAAACAAUAUUGAAGUGGUGAAACAAUUGAAGGAGGAAAUUAAAAGUUAUGUGAAAAAGGCAUCAGACGUGGUGAAUAUCUUGAAUCAUAUGAAACAGAAAGUGCAUUCCAUGCAAACAAAGAAAGUGGUUGUUCAACAGAAGGAGAUGGCACUGGAGUUGAAGUUAACAGAGAUGAGAAAUAAGCUAUUUCAAGAGAAAAUGAAAUAUGCCAAUAUGAACCAAAAGAAUGAAGAACUUCAGCACAAAUCUAUUCUCCUUCGACACCCGAGACUCAUAGAAGAUUACAAGAAUUUGAUAACAGAGCAAGAAGAAGGUAAAAAAGAAUUAGAGGAACUCAAACGUACAUACAAAGCUGUGAUGAAAAUAGUGUCUGAAGAUGACAAGAGAUAUCACUCAUCAUAA